Colletotrichum paranaense is the source of this 267-nucleotide messenger RNA. RefSeq lists its product as uncharacterized. The transcript has a single exon. The record is from RefSeq and is a predicted model, not a curated record. The coding region runs from base 1 to 267 and encodes 88 amino acids. NCBI's taxonomy places the organism in Eukaryota, Fungi, Ascomycota, Sordariomycetes, Glomerellales, Glomerellaceae.
AUGACCUUUGCCCCUGCUCUUAUCCUGAUCUUGGCUUCUGUUAAUUGUUUUCCAGUGACGCCUCCUGAACCCCGAGUCUCUUUUUUAUGUUGCUCCCGAGCUUCGCCCCUGACUAAGGUCACUGAUUACCUCAUGGGCUACACCAAAACCGUCACCCGGCGCCGCGAGUCUUCGCAUCAUUGCCACGAGUCGAUCUUGAAGAACGAGACGCACAAGAGAAAGAGUUUCUGUGUACACUGGAAAGAAGGACGGCACAUGUACGGAUAG